Molecule: messenger RNA, 4089 nt
Organism: Zophobas morio
Lineage: Eukaryota; Metazoa; Arthropoda; Insecta; Coleoptera; Tenebrionidae
Product: superkiller complex protein 3-like
Exons: 17
Coding region: 201-4061 (1286 amino acids)
Cellular component (GO): Ski complex
Molecular function (GO): protein binding
Source: RefSeq, a predicted model, not a curated record
CCGUACUCCGUGUCAUCGUGUUGUUGUUUUGCAUAACCUCGUCCUCGUAAUAAGACAUUCAGACUUAACCUAUAAAACGUGCGGUGUUGAGUCCUUCCUAUUAAUUUUGUUGUAAAUUUUAAUUUAUUCCUAUUAAAUGUGUUUUAAAGACAACUCUCAAGUUUCUACAGAUUGACAACAAGUGAAUAACUAGUGCCAUAAUGAAAGAUAAAAAGUUAAUUUUGAAGGAAGCCAGAGAGGCGAUAAAAAAUAAAGAAUAUGAAUUAUCUCUAAAAUUAUGCAAGCAAAUAUUGAAGGAAGAAAGUAAUAAUUAUAUGGCCCUGAUAUUUUUCGGGGUAUCCCUGCAAGAAACAGGCCAAUCCUCCAAAGCUUUAAGUGCUUUCCAAAAUGCAGUGGAAGCUAAUCCUUCCAAUUCGUUGGGUUGGAAUGGUCUAAUAAACUACUAUGAAAAAAACGACGACAAAGAAACGAAAACUGAGCUAAUUAAAGCGUACAUUUCGUUACUGAAUACAGACAUAACCGAAAAAAAAAUCAUCGAGUGCGUACAAAAACUGUGCAGAUUAUCUGAACAUGGAAAUUUAGAAGAAAUUUCACUAGCAAUUUAUUCUUUACUCAAAAGUAAGAAAUGUGACGAUGUCACCGAAAUAGCGACUUCUUUAGUCAAUAUUCUACUGAAAGAAAAAAAAUUACCGGAGACGCUAAUCCCAGUUUACGAAGAAGUCUUAAACAUCGUUUCAACUAAUCAAAAAUCGGUGUGCGUUAAAUAUUACGCCGAAUAUUUGAAUUUAUUGUACAGAUUAAACAAAAAUCAGGAACUUGUUCACUACGCAAAGAAAAUGCACAGCAUUUUUCAGUCGGACUGUAUAUCACUGAAGUGGAUUUGUAAAAUUUUUAACGAGUGUUACGUCGAAACAGACGGCGUCUCUGAAAAAGAAGAAGAUAUUAAUUUUUAUUGUGAAACAUUAGCUAAAUUGGAGUUUAAAUCGGCUACAGCGAUGUUCACAAAAAGCAUUUUAUUAAUUCAAAACAAAAAGUUUAUCGAAGCGAAAGAAUUUUUGGAUCAAGUUGUCAACGUAUUUCCAGGGUCGGUACAUGCGUGGGUUUUGUUACUAAAAUGUUGUUUUAAAUUAUAUUUGUUGAGUGAAGCGAUUCACGCGGCAAAUAAAAUCGACAAGUUGUUGCAGUCAAGUGACAACUCGAAACACAAGCUAAAAAAAAUUGUGGACGUUACUAUGAUCGAAGUUUUCUCUAGAUCAGAUGACGAAGAAGAUGUGAAGAGAGCGCUAGAGUUAUAUCAAACGGUAGAUGAUGAAUUAAAAUCGUCAUGUAUUUAUCACAUAAUACGUGCAAAUAUUAAUCUUAAAAAUUUUACACAGGCGAAUGUACUGUUGGCAGAUUUGCAAAACACUUGUGAUAAUAAACAGAUGGUCAAAUUAUUAAUUGCUCAGUUACUUCAUAAACAAGAAAAAUACGAAGAAGCGUUGGAAAUACUACAAGACGAAGAUGUGGAAUUGUCGGAAUGGUGGUUACAAGUGGGAAAAUUGCAUUGGGAUUUGGGACAGAAAAACAAAAGUUUAAUGCCAUUUUUAAAGGCUACUAAACUGGACGCCACUAACUAUAAGUGCUUUCUGUUUUUAGGACACUAUUAUAAAAAUAUGAAUGAUUUAGAUAAGGCUCGAAGGUGCUAUGAAAAGUCAUUUAAAUUGAAUACAAAGUCGUCUGAAGCGGGUAUUGAAUUGAGCAAAAUUUACAGAAAAAUAAAAAAUUGGGACGCCAAUCUGACCCUUCUGGAAGCAUUAACUGCUGGAGUUAUAAAUAAAAAAAACUCCUGGGCUUGGAUGCAGUUAGGCCUACAUCACUUAGAGCAACAGGACUAUGAUAAAGCAAUUACAAAUUUGAGGAUUACAAUUCGAAUUGAAGAAAACAAUAUGAAUUGUUGGGAGUCCUUAGCUGACGCAUAUUUGGCCAAAGGUGCCUACACUUCAGCUUUAAAAUGUUACGAUAAAGUAUCGUCAGUUUCUGAAAAUCCCUUAUAUUCACUUUUACAGAUGGCAACGAUCAAGCAGAUUCUUGGUGAAUUUGCUGAAGCAAAGUGCGAUUUUGAACACAUUUUAAAAACUGACCCUCUCUACGUUCCAGCACUGAAAGGAAUGGUUGAAACUUGUUUACUAAAAGCUAGGGAAUUCUUCAAAAAUCAGCGUCUAGGGUCGUGUAGAGAUUACGUCCAGUGUACAGUAACUCACCUGGUUGUUGCUUUUCAACAACGUAACGAUUUAGGAUGUCUGUGGAAGUUAUUAGGAGACGGUUGUUUUUUAGUAACAAAAUUACCCCCAAAGUACUGCUUUCUGACGUCUUUUAACAUUGAAGGGGACAAAGUGGUUGAAGCCAACGCAACUUUGAAUAAGGAUGAGUUAUUUAAUUUAGCCGCGACCUGCUAUUGUAAGAGCCUCGGAUUUCUGGAAGAUAAUUGUUUGUUGUGGCAUGACUUGGCCGUCUGUUAUUUAUCGCAUUCUUCCAGUACCAAAGAUCGGGCAGUUUAUGAACAAUUGAUUAAUAAGUCGCAAAUCAUUACCCAGUACUGUACAUCCAAAAAUCCUACAAAUUGGCAGCAUUGGAAUUUAUUGGGAAAUAUUGCCAUGUCGCUGGAUCCACCUAAUUAUAGCCUGGCUCAGCAUUCCUUCAUUAAAGCAGUUCUCGUCGAUAAUAACAGCGCUGUCGCGUGGUGUAAUCUAGGUACUUUGUAUUUCCUAUUAGAGGACUAUAAACUUGCCAAUGAAGCAUAUUCACAAGCUCAGAGGGCUGAUCCAAAUUACGUCAGCAGUUGGAUUGGUCAAGCUCUCCUUGCUGAAAAUUUAUUACACGAAGAUUCUAUGGAUUUGUUUAGACAUAGCACCCAACUGGGAUUUCAUAUGCAGGGUGCUUUAGGCUAUGCACACUGGGUUUGUAAAACGUUGAAAGAGUCACCACUGGAUGCCGUAAUUUAUUCUAUACAUAAUAUGCACGCCGUGCCUGUUGCUUGCGACGUCAUCACGUGGUACACAGAACAUAAUCCCUUGGACGCUGCCGCCUGGAACAUGCUCGGUAUGCUCAAAGAACGCAUGGGACUGAAAUUAGGAGCCCUGGAAGCGUUUAAAACUUCCUUAAAUUUAUCCAACCAAAGUUGUAGAGAUUUGGUUCAAGUAAACUAUGGUCGUUUGCUUGCCACAAUGGGUAAAUAUUCACAAGCGAUUGAUACAUUCACGAAAAUAGAAGCGGCAACAUUUAACAGCGGCAGUGGACUAGCUCUUGCUCUUUUUAAAGAUAAACGUUACAAAGAAUCUUACGAAACUUACGAGUCGACUCUACAUUGGUUAUCCGACGAACCCCACUAUCAGUCGGAUUUAUUAGUCGCCUUAGCCUCAAUGGCGUACAUGUUUGAGGGUCCAGAAGCCGCUAAAACUUUAUUGUUUCAGAGCAUACAACUGGAAAAGCCUUCGCCUUGGGGCUUCUACGCCACCCUCUCUCUAGGUUUACUCCAAGACGACUUCAACCUAUCCGAACUUGUUUUAAGCGAACUGAACGUUUUAAAGGAUAGAAAAGAGUGCAUAGAACAUUUUGCAAUUUUGAAAAGUUAUUUCUAUUUACUGAAAAAAAAUAGUAAAACCGCUAUUAGAGAACUAAGCAAAAUAAUCCAUCGCCAUCCAGAUCAAGCGUCAGCGUGGCUAACAUUAUCGUCCUUGUUAAUUCGGUUAAACAAGGAAAAACGGUUCUCUAAAGCUGCCGCCAAAUGUGCUCAUAUUGCCAUGGAAUUAGGACAAAGUAGUAUGAAUGUCACAAAGGUUUUGAGCUUGGUCGCUCUAUCAUUUUUCGUUGGUGGCGAUAAAAAAAGUGCACUUUCAAUGGCUCAGAAAGCGAUACACUGUUAUCCCAAUAUGGCCGAAAACUGGGCAGUUUUUAUUGUUAUUCUAUUACGGACAGCCAAACUGCCAGAAAAUCGCGUCAAGGAUGUUUUAAACUUCGCUCGAACUUUAGAUACUGGUGAAAAUUUAACCCAGUGGAUGCAAAAAACAAUGUUUGAAUAACGUACUUAAUAAAAUGUGUUGCACUUUU